ACAAAGGGCUCCCACGGGCUGCUGGAGAUCGCCCGCUCCCUUGACUCCUUCACGCUCUCUCCGGAGGCUGCCGUGGGGCUGCUCAAGGGCACCGCGCUGGUGCUGGCCAGGCUGCCCCUGGAGAAGAUCGCGGAGUGCCUCAGCGAGCUCUGCGCCGUGCAGGUGAUGGCGCUGAAGAAGCUGCUCUCUCAGGAGCCGAGCAACGGCCUCUCCUCAGACCCUACAGUGCCCCUGGACCGACUCGCCGUCAUAUUUAGGCAUACCAAUCCCAUCGUAGAAAACGGGCAGAUCCACCCGUGCCAAAAAGUCAUUCAGGAGAUCUGGCCCGUGCUGUCGGAGACCCUGAACAAACACAGUGCCGAUAACCGCAUCGUGGAGCGCUGCUGCCGCUGCCUGCGCUUCGCCGUCCGCUGCGUGGGCAAAGGCUCGGCCGCGCUGCUGCAGCCGCUCGUCACGCAGAUGGUGAACGUGUACCGGGCGCACCAGCACUCCUGCUUCCUCUACCUGGGCAGCAUCCUGGUGGACGAGUACGGCAUGGAGGAGGGCUGCCGGCAGGGGCUGCUCGACAUGCUGCAGGCGCUCUGCAUCCCCACCUUCCAGCUCCUCGAGCAGCCCAACGGCCUCCAGAACCACCCGGACACCGUGGACGACCUCUUCCGACUCGCAGCCAGGUUCAUCCAGCGCAGCCCCGUCACCCUGCUGCGCAGCCAGGUGAUGAUCCCCAUCCUGCAGUGGGCCAUCGCCGCCACCACCCUGGACCACCGGGACGCCAACUGCAGCGUCAUGAAGUUCCUGCGCGACCUCAUCCACACCGGGGUGGCCAACGACCACGAGGAGGACUUUGAGGUGCGGAAGGAGCUGAUCGGGCAGGUGAUGAACCAGCUGGGCCAGCAGCUCGUCAACCAGCUGCUGCACACGUGCUGCUUCUGCCUGCCCCCCUACACCCUGCCCGACGUCGCCGAGGUGCUCUGGGAGAUCAUGCAGAUCGACCGGCCGACGUUUUGUCGCUGGCUGGAGAAUUCCCUGAAGGGCUUACCGAAGGAGACGACGGGGGGAGCCAUCCAGGUCACACACAAGCAGCUGACAGACUUCCACAAGCAGGUCACGAGCGCCGAGGAAUGUAAGCAGGUCUGCUGGGCUCUGAGGGACUUCACCCGCCUCUUCCGAUAGCUCCGGCACCGGCGCGGCGCCCAUCUCCCAGAAGACAGGAAACGAAGAAAACGAGAACGUGUCCCACAAUCAGCAACCUUCGUCGCGGCCGAGGGCUUUCACUCGCUCCAGCGCGUCCCGCCAGCCCGGGCAGCCGCCGCGUGCCGGAGGAGGGCUCGGCGCGUCCCGCGGCUGCGCCACGGCCCCCAAACAAGAAAACAAACGGGGGAAAAAAUACAAAAAAAAAUAAAAUACAAAAAACAAAACACACGAAAACAAAGCCACCAGGAACCAGAACCACCGGCAGAACACGAAUUUGCCUGGCAGCAAAACAAAGAGUGCAAAAGUAGAAAACUUUCUGUGAAAUGAAAACUAAAGAAAUAAA
Molecule: messenger RNA, 1534 nt
Organism: Oxyura jamaicensis (ruddy duck)
Lineage: Eukaryota; Metazoa; Chordata; Aves; Anseriformes; Anatidae
Product: transportin-3-like
Exons: 12
Coding region: 166-1170 (334 amino acids)
Biological process (GO): protein import into nucleus
Cellular component (GO): nuclear membrane; cytoplasm
Source: RefSeq, a predicted model, not a curated record